AUGCAGAGGGAUUCUGGUUCAUGGUACGCCGAUUAUGGGACUUGGUACUGUGUCGACAAAUGGAUGGGCGAACUUACACGAGAUCAAAUCCCACAAGACUAUGAGGAAGAAGUUCAUAUCUCUCAGUUUUGCGGCCGGUUUCGUUACUGUCAUGCUUUGCUCGAACACCACAAUGACCUCGAUACUAGUAAAAUCUAUAAUAUUUUUUACAAAAACUUAUUCGAGGAAUCAACAACAUUCACCCCGUGGGAGAACGAAAUCCCUGAAGAUUUCAAGAUCAACCGCGAUUCCGAAAUCUUUAAUUAUAUUGACUCCACAUAUAGAGCUAAAUGCAACAAGAACAUAGAUAAAUUCUUGAUCAUUGUGAAAUUCGGAGUGUUUAAGAUGAAUUAUGAUACUUAUCAUGACUAUUCCAGCGAUGACGACGGUGAGAUCGAUGAGGAAAUCGGGUUUGUUCCGGCUAGUAAGUCGAGCAUUGAAGCGUUGGAGAAAGUUUUAGAUUUGGGGUCUGAGUUUGAGUGUGCGAUUUGCCUUGAUGAGGGGAAGAUAAAAGCUAAACGCAUGCCUUGUGGGCAUGCGUUUCAUGGCCGAUGUAUUGAAAAAUGGCUAGAAAAGAGUCAUUCGUGUCCACUAUGUCGCUAUAACAUGCCUAUUGAUUCAUGA
This is a messenger RNA of Hibiscus syriacus, 663 nucleotides long. Its product is annotated as RING finger protein 141-like. Gene Ontology annotation, molecular function: ubiquitin protein ligase activity. The record is from RefSeq and is a predicted model, not a curated record. NCBI's taxonomy places the organism in Eukaryota, Viridiplantae, Streptophyta, Magnoliopsida, Malvales, Malvaceae. Gene Ontology annotation, biological process: protein ubiquitination. The transcript has a single exon. The coding region runs from base 1 to 663 and encodes 220 amino acids. Gene Ontology annotation, cellular component: cytoplasm.